Molecule: messenger RNA, 1471 nt
Organism: Suillus clintonianus
Lineage: Eukaryota; Fungi; Basidiomycota; Agaricomycetes; Boletales; Suillaceae
Exons: 4
Coding region: 112-1416 (434 amino acids)
Source: RefSeq, a predicted model, not a curated record
AGAUCUUUGACGGGACGCGUUUGACGGAUCCGUUCGACAACAUUCCGCAGUUUUGGGAUCACGCAGAUCACACGGAAGCCGUUCGUUCCCUAUAGCGCCCGCACGUUACUGAUGCCGAGCGCUACAGCCACUCCACCACCCGACGUCACCGUGCCAGCGCUGAAUGCCGCCAAGGGCAUUCAGCUGAAGUUUUGGAUCGACGAGGCCAAUCGAGCUGCGGGGAAGAAGUCCUUGACGAAGACCGGCACUGUCGAGGCCCUCAGAACGAAGCUCGCCGAGUACUACGGCCUCGACCUUGCAGCCACCCCCGAGAAACCUGCGGGACCCAUCACCCGCGGACACGACGUGCAGAAACGGCAGUUCGCCUACCUGCGUGAGCUCUGGAACGAGUGGAUGGGAUGCGUGGUCACGAGCCAACCGUUUCUGCUCUGCUCGACGUCUGCCGAAUCACUUGAUGUGCGGCUCCUCGAGCUUGCGAUCACCUCUAUCCCCACCCAGAUCAGCUUCGCACUGCCGAAUCCCCUUCCCACGUCUCCUCCGCUGCCUGCUGUCACGAACGACAGUGUCUACGCACUGUCGCACCUUGCGCGAUCGGGGGACUGUGAUGCCUUCGUCACACUGCUUCGAUUUCGCGCAGUUGUGCAAGCACGUGCGGAUCCCAUCAUCCGCCUCGGAAUAUCUUGCGGCUCCUCUACACCACCACAGCCGCCACUCCCUGCACUCGAUCUGUCUCCGUCCCUCUUGAGCCUGCCGUCACUGCCAGAUGUGCAACCUGCCGUGGGACUCCCGCCAUCUGCCAGCCGCCAUCAACCAGCCUCGUGCCUGCCAGCAGAGGCUUCCCCCCUCGCCAUGUCAUCACCUGCCACCACCAGGACUCCACCAACCACGUCUGCACCUGUCCCGUCUCAGGAAGCAGUGCUGUUGUCAGCUUGCAAAGCUGACAUUGCAGUGCUCAACCACGCAGCUUCGCUGCGUGAUGUCAUUGCACAGGUAGAAGCUGGAGAUGUCGCUCGCAUCCGGCAGCUCUAUGGACCGUGCCCAGGGCGUGCAGCCAUCUCACUCUGGCAGACCAUCAAGUGUACUGUUUGCCGUCGAGAGAGGCUGUAUGCGCAGCUUCAGGAUGAGUUCUGUGGUGACAAGGAUCGCUUUUUUUCCUUUUUCACAAUCCCAGUAACAUCAGAGGUAAAUGGUAAGUCCUUGAGGCAGAAGGCUAAACGCAGUGCACCUGUCGAGCAGCUGCGGCCCUUGCGGAAAGUUGACGAGGCUGUCAGUCGGAGGGAUAAGAACCUUGCUGAGGUCAUGGCCAGUGACGAGUACAGUGACGAGGGCAGCUUCUCCAGCGAAAAGUGGGAAGCAACGUGGUCGGGCAUGAAUCGAUGGGAGAUAUGGAGGGCAAUUGGAAAGGAGAGGUACUGAGGACCCUGUGUUAUUUACACAUACACUACAAUUGCAUUUAUUAUCUAUCCUACUA